Messenger RNA from Vicia faba (fava bean), 1581 nucleotides. The record is from the annotation of a GenBank genome assembly. NCBI's taxonomy places the organism in Eukaryota, Viridiplantae, Streptophyta, Magnoliopsida, Fabales, Fabaceae.
AUGUCUAAUUCUGACAAUCAACAAGGGGAACAAAAUGCCCCACAUACAACAGGCACUAAUGUGUCCACUUCGAUCGGAACAUAUAAUGUGAUCCCUUCGAAUGCACAGUCUGUUGCAUCUUCAACCAGUAAUAUAGCCACCAAUGGAGCAAGUGGCAUAUCAACUAAUAGUUCGAUCUUAGGAAAUACUGGAACCAUUGGUUACCCUGGGGGAUUCGUUCCACCAUCAGGGACACAAUCCCAUUUCGCCACUCCAUUAACUAGACCACCCGGUUUCGAUGGAAAUAGAACCAGAAAUUCCUCUUAUGGAAUGCCAACAUCUUUUAUGGUAGGUUUACACAAUUCCACAUCGAAUUCAUCCCCACAACUAGGGUCUGGGUCUGGGGCGAAUCAGUUUAUGACAAAUAACCAAGGGUCAGUGGGUUAUAGCACAAUGCCUAUCUUAACCACAGAAAACCAGUUGGCUUUUAGGCAAUUGAUGGAUGACAGUAACCAUAAUAUGAUAGGGGUGUUAGCACAAACCAUGCAGGAGAUAUUUGUCCCAAUAGUGCAAAAUGUGACUGUGACAAACAGGGAAAACACUGACAACAUGAGUCGAAUAGCAGAUUUCUUUGCUCCCCCAGAAAGGCGUAGGCAGAAUCAGGCGGGAUUUCGAGCAAACAUGCCUGUUAUAGAACAAAUUGCUAACGACCCAAUUUAUAGACCACCCAGAGAAGAAGUUAACUUAGGGGCCAGGGCACCAAGGUUAGAAGCCCCAAUGAUCCCAGGCCCACAAAGAGAAAUUAUGGAACCAGGGGCAAGGGUCGAAAGGCUAGAAGCCCCAGAGUUUCGAGAAGAACAACCUAGGGGAGUUGUCUUGGUUGGUCGAAAUCAAGAUGCCGAUGCUGUCGUUCAUAGAAUUCGAAACGAUAACAUCUUGGCAGAAAACAAUCUAACCACCAUGAUAGAGAGAGUCAUGGCCCAGAAUGGCCUCAACACAGGAAUGAGAAGGCCAAAUUAUGCUUCUCCUAUAUUGGAUUGCAUAAUGCAUACUGAUUUACCAAGGGGAUAUAAAGUCCCUAAAUUUACAAAGUUCGCUGGGGAUACCAAUGAGUCAACAGUCGAACACAUAGCGAGAUAUCUAACCGAAGCGGGAGAUAUAGCCAAUAAUGAAGAUCUCAGGAUCAAAUACUUCCCAAGUUCCUUAACUAAAAACGCCUUCACAUGGUUUACCACUUUGCCUCCUGGGUCCAUUGAUACUUGGGCUCUUUUGGAGAGAUUAUUCCAUGAACAAUUUUACAUGGGACAGUCGAAAAUAAGCUUGAAAGGAAUUGGCCAGUUAGUGCCUGAAUAUGAGUUAGUCGAAAUGGCCGCUGGUGGCUUGGAUUAUUCUAUUCGAAAGAAACUAGACACUCAAUAUUUGAGGGAUAUGGCUCAGUUAGCCGAUAGGGUUCGACAGGUCGAAAGGCUAAAGGCCGAAAAAGCCAGAGUCUUUAAGAAUAGCAAGAAAGAAAGGAUUUCCUAUGUUAGGACUGAGGAAGCAGAAGAAUAUCCUGAAUUCGAAUUCGAAGAGGUCGAAAUCGACCUCGCUGAAUUAAAAUAG